UUUCUCUUUUUCUUUUUCCUACUUAACACAACUCGGACUCUGUCACAAGCGUCAUUUUCCCUUUCCAGUUUCCUUUGAAUUUUUCCACUUUUACGCCUUCAAAACCUCCUCCCAUUUCCAUUAAUGCGAAUCGUGUUCCUGCUUCUUCAAAUCUUCACAGAUUUUCCUUUCCAUCUUCAAAUGAGACACACAUGCUACGCGGCAAAAUACUAAAAUUCUCCUUCAUCACACAUCACUUAAAACCCCUCUCAAAUAGCGGGUUUUUUUUUUGUUUCUCAUAUAUGCUAGUCAUAAUUGUGCAGCAUGGGAAACACUUGUGUCGGAUUGAAAACCUCGUACGAUGCACUGUUUCCCUAUGUUCUCCCAAGUUCAUCAUGGUGGUUUCAUCAAACGAGGGGCACAGAAACUUCUGAGGCAGUUCAAGACACGAACGCUCUAGAGAGUGUUCAAGAAAAGCCUCCACAUGUAGUGAAAAUUGACAAGGAGGCUAAUACGUGUAGACCUUCGGAGGAACAAAUAAGGCACGUGCCAAAAAAAGGUCAUAAAGUUAAGAGGGUGGCAACAGCAUCUACUGGUGCUGGGCUACAAGCAGAGAAAGUUCUGAAGAGAAAAAGUGGUCACCUUAAAGAGUACUAUAACUUGGGACAAGAACUUGGGAAGGGAGAAUAUGGAAAAACAUUCCUUUGCACUGAGAAAGCCACGGGGAGAAAGUACGCAUGCAAGUCGAUUCCGAAGGUGAAGUUGGUGACAGAUGCUGACGUGGAGGAUGUGAAGAGGGAGAUAGAGAUAAUGCAUCACUUGGAGGGGUGUCCUAAUGUUGUAUCGAUCAGAGAGGCUUAUGAGGACGGUGUUGCAGUUCAUGUUGUGAUGGAGUUGUGUGGAGGGGGUGAACUGUUUGAUAGGAUUGUGGAGAGGGGGCAUUACACUGAGAGAAAAGCUGCUAAACUUGCAAGGACUAUAGUUGGUGUUGUAGAGAGUUGUCACUCCCUUGGAGUCAUGCAUCGGGAUCUUAAGCCUGAGAAUUUUCUCUUUGUUGAUGGGAGUGAAGACUCUACACUUAAGGCCAUAGAUUUUGGAAUGUCUGUUUUCUUCAAACCAGGAGAAAUUUUUAGGGACAUGGUUGGAAGUCCUUAUUACAUGGCACCUGAAGUUCUACGUAGGCAUUAUGGUCCAGAAGCUGAUUUGUGGAGUGCAGGUGUGAUCAUAUACAUUCUCUUAUGCGGAGCACCUCCAUUUUGGGGUGAAUCGGAGCAAGAGGUAUUUGAGGAAGUUUUGCAUGGUGAUCUUAAUUUCUCUUCAGAUCCUUGGUCCAAUAUAUCUGAAAGUGCUAAAGACUUGGUUAGGAAAAUGCUUGUUAAAGAUCCUAGAAAACGGAUAACUGCACAUGAAGUUCUUCGUCACCCUUGGAUUCAGGUUGAAGGAGUUGCUCCAGAUAAACCUCUUGAUUCUGCAGUUAUGAGUCGCCUGAAGCAGGUUUCUGUAAUGAACAAGCUCAAGAAAAUGGCUCUUAGAGUUAUUGCAGAGAAUCUCUCGGAAGAAGAAAUUUCUGAAUUGAAAGUAGUGUUUAAGAUGAUAGACACGGACAACAGUGGUCAAAUUACUUUAGAAAAACUCAAGGUUGGAUUGAAAAUGCUUGGUGCUAAUCUCAGUGAACCUGAAAUUUUGGAUCUAAUGCAAGCUGCAGAUGUUGAUAACAGUGGCACAACUGACUAUGGAGAAUUUAUAGCUGCAACGUUGCAUUUAAACAAAGUUGACAGAGAAGAUCAUUUAAUUACAGCUUUUUCAUAUUUUGAUAGAAGUGGAAGUGGCUACAUUACUCAAGAUGAGCUUCAAAAAGCUUGUGAAGAAUUUGGCAUGGCGAAUGUCUGCUUGAAGGAAAUGAUCAGAGAAGCUGAUCAGAACAAUGAUGGCCGAAUAGACUACAAUGAAUUCGUAGCUAUGAUGCUGAGAGGAAAUGCAGAUUUAGGCAAAAACGUUGUAAAUAGUGGAACUGAUCUUAGAAUUGGAUAUAGGGAGGCACUAUCAGUGUGUUAAUACAAAGUGGAAAUUAAUUUUAUGCUUUUCCCCACGAUGUGGUCAAAUUAUUUUCUCUUGAAAAGCUUAGUCAGAGGCUAUUAGUAAAAUUGUUGAUAGGUUUGCUUGGUGGGUUUUCCCAUGUUAUGUACAUUAUAGAGGAAAAUAUUAUCUUACUAAUUCUUU
This is a messenger RNA of Cajanus cajan (pigeon pea), 2199 nucleotides long. Its product is annotated as calcium-dependent protein kinase 26. The record is from RefSeq and is a predicted model, not a curated record. Gene Ontology annotation, molecular function: ATP binding; protein kinase activity; calcium ion binding. Gene Ontology annotation, biological process: protein phosphorylation. NCBI's taxonomy places the organism in Eukaryota, Viridiplantae, Streptophyta, Magnoliopsida, Fabales, Fabaceae.